GAAACACUGGAGUGUGCCCCAGCAGCACGUCCCCUGUGCCCUUCUCUGUGUGGAGAUGCCUAGUGGUCGGGUGCUACCAAGGCUGUCAAAGGUGCUGGGGCUCGAGGGUGACAAGAAGUCCAUCGUAAAAUUUGAAUUUAACCCCAAAGAUGGGAUCGACAACCCUGCCUUGUCGCUGGCUGAGGACAUGGAUGGUGAAGGUGUUGGGGAGCCCCGCUUCUACCUCCUGAACAAGGGCAGUACAGAGACCUAUGGCUUCUGCCUCCACGAGGAGCUGGGCUGCCAGGGCCACAUCAUCCGGCAGGUCGAGCUGGGAGGGCUGGCCCAGCGCAGGGGGCUGCAGGAUGGGGACCGGCUCCUCCAGGUCAAUGGCCAAUUUGUGGACCACAUGGACCACCGCAGGGUGGUGCAGAAGAUCAAGGCCAGCGGGAACCAGGUUCUACUGGUGGUGCUGGAUGGGGACUCCUAUGAAGCAGCCAAAGCCCUGGGCAGGGACCUGUCCCAGAUGCUGCCAGCUGACAUGCGCCCACGCCUCUGCCACAUCACGCGGGACAAAAGCGGUUUUGGCUUCAGUGUGUCGGGUCCAGAAGGCGUGAAGGGCACCUUCCAGCUGUCAGUGCGGCAGGACGGGCCAGCGGAGAGGGCAGGGGUGCCACCAGGCUCCUGGCUCCUGGAGCUGAACGGGGCCAGUGUGAGGAGCUACUCGCACACGCAGCUCGCCAGAAAGCUUAAGCAGAGCGGCAGCAAGGUGACGCUGCUGGUGGCAUCCAGUGCCGUGGAAGAGUUUUACCGCCUGCGGGGCCUGCGGGUCACGGCCGCCUUGGCGGACACCUCCUGGCUCCCCUUCAAGGUCCGUGAGCUGCACAUGGUGAAGGGUCCAGCUGGCUACGGGUUUCUGCUCAAGGAGGAUGACUGCAUCUCAGGGGCCAUAGGCCAGUUCCUGUGGGAUGUGGAUGCGGGGCUGCCAGCUGAGCAGGCAGGGAUGAAGGAAGGGGACCGUCUCCUGGCCGUGAAUGGUGAGAGCAUCGAGGGGCUGGACCACUACCAGACAGUGCUCAGGAUUCGUGCCCGUGAUGACCAGGUGACGCUGCUGGUCAUUGACCCUGCCGGUGAUGAGUUCUACCAGUCGAUUGGGCUGUCCCCUCUGCUGUUCUUUGAGGACAGUGACCCUGCCUCAGGCUCCUGCAUGCCCUCCCUGCCCUCUCCUAGUGGGUCCCCUGGACCCUGUCACGUUGAGGUGGGACCAAAGGGACCUGGCUCCUGGCUGAUGGCUGCUGCCAACAGCAUAGAGAUCACACAGAGUCUGCGCAAGGAGGAGCACAGGAGGUUGCACCAGGCAUUCUAGUGGCUCAGGACCACCCUGCCUCCAGCCACAUCGAGCCCAUCGCUGCCCCACGCCUGGCUCCUCGGAAAGCACAGUGCUGCUCAGCAUGGCUGUUGCACGAGUAACUGCUGUGUCUCUGUGCCCGUGAUGGGGCUCACACUCCCCAGAGACUCAUCUCCACUGACCAAGGCUGGCUCCAAGCUUUUAUUGACCAUGGCGGUGGCUUCCUGUAACCUGAAGACAGACCCGUGUCUUCGCCUGCCCAGCUGCCUCCAGGGAGAUCUAGGGACAUUGCACUGAAGCCCUUGCCCAGCUCCAGGCUCUGGCAGCUCCCAGGAGAGCUGAGCCGAGCCUGCCCUCCGUGGCAUGACCCAGGGGACUGGGGAGCAUGAGGCUUAGCUCAGUCCAGGGAUGGCCUUUGGGCCAUUGCGUGAAGGGGAAUGGGAUCAGCAGAGGCCGAUGGGGUAUUGGAGUAACACCCCCUCCUCUCAGCCUGUUGGUUCGGGUUUGUCCCUGCAUGGACAUCUUUCUCCUCCUCUUCUCCUCCUCCCUGUGAACCCGUGGGCAGUGAGUGCCCGCUACCUGUCACCGUGCUGUUCCUGUGUCACCCAUUUUGGGUGUGAUUAAAGGACAAAUCCACGCUGCUG
Molecule: messenger RNA, 1971 nt
Organism: Calidris pugnax (ruff)
Lineage: Eukaryota; Metazoa; Chordata; Aves; Charadriiformes; Scolopacidae
Gene: NHERF4
Product: PDZ domain containing 3
Exons: 10
Coding region: 56-1345 (429 amino acids)
Biological process (GO): protein localization to plasma membrane
Cellular component (GO): apical plasma membrane
Molecular function (GO): signaling receptor binding; protein-membrane adaptor activity
Source: RefSeq, a predicted model, not a curated record